This is a messenger RNA of Lolium perenne, 2554 nucleotides long. Its product is annotated as TORTIFOLIA1-like protein 5. The record is from RefSeq and is a predicted model, not a curated record. Lineage: Eukaryota; Viridiplantae; Streptophyta; Magnoliopsida; Poales; Poaceae. Gene Ontology annotation, cellular component: microtubule. Gene Ontology annotation, molecular function: microtubule binding.
CGCUCUUCCUCUCCUACGGUACUGCUACUGCUCCCCACCCGCCACCUAUUCCGCCGUAGCUCCUCCUCCCCGCCGUAGCUUCCAUGCCACUCCUCGCUGCCGCCUCCUCUUAACACCACCUCUCACCCCGCGCGCGAGCGCCAUUAAAACUCCGCGCCACUCCUGGCCGAGGCAGGCCACUCCACCGCGCUACCCGCCAUGGGCACCGCCCCGCGCGCUCCGCGCGGCCCCGCCGAGCCGCUGAAGCAGCGCGUCAACCGCUGCCUCCUCCGCCUCUCCGACCGCGACACGGAGGCCAUGGCGGCCGCCGAGCUGGACGCCAUCGCGCGCUCCCUCGCCGCGGACGAGCUCCCGGCCUUCAUCUCCGCCGUCUCCGAGACGCGCCCCACCGACAAGACCCCGCUGCGCCGCCACGCGCUGCGCCUCCUCGCGCUCGUCGCCGCCUCCCACCCGCGCGACGCCGUCGCGCCGCUCGUCCCGCGCGUCCUCGCCGCCGCGCUCCGCCGCGUGCGCGACCAGGACUCCUCCGUGCGGGCCGCGCUCGUCGACGCCGCCCGCGCCGGGGCCGCCGCCUCCGCGUCCGCCUCCACCGCCCUCUCCCCGCUCGUGGACGCGCUGUUCCACGAGCAGGACCAGUGCGCGCAGCUCGCGGCCGCGCUCGCCACGGCCGCCGCCGUCGAGGCCUCCGCCGCGCCCGCCGCCGACCUCGCCGCCUACCUCCGCAGGCUCCAGCCCCGCCUCCUCAAGCUCCUCCGCACCAACGCCUUCAAGGCCAAGCCCGCCCUCAUCGCCCUCAUCGGCGCCUCCGCGGCCGCCGCCGGCGCCGCCGAGGCCACCGCCUCCAUCCCCUGCCUCCGCGACGCAAUCGCCAGCGACGACUGGGCUGCCCGCAAAGCCGCCGCCGAGGCGCUCGCCGCAUUGGCCCUGGAAUACAAGGAUCUUCUCUCCACACACAAAUCCUCCUGCGUUGCCUAUUUCGAGGCCAGGCGGUUCGACAAGGUCAAGAUUGUGCGGGAGUCGAUGAGCAAGAUGAUCGAGGCAUGGAAGGGGAUACCGGACGUUGAAGAGGAAGAAUCAUCCUCCUGCACCGCACCGGCGUCACUGUCACAGCGACGGUCUUCUCUUGCAGGGAGUGCAAGUGAUGGGCGAUAUCCAGCUGCUUCCUUAGGCUCAAACUCAGUUCAAUCGGCGUCAAGGAAGAGUAGAUUACCUACAAGCAGGUCGCCUCCUCCUGAUGUGUCACCCAGUGUCACAAGAAGGCACAGCCCCUCAUCCAUCAGAAACAAGAAGCUCUCACCACCUACACCCCGCAAGGUGGCCCAAGCUAAGAGCUGCGACUACAAGGUUGACAUUGCCAUCGCACCUGAUGCCACCCCGAUCAAAGAGGUGACGGAGGAGAAGCUUCUGAAAGCAGGUAAUCUGAGAUCAAGACUGGAAGCAAGGAGGACGCUUUUUGAGGGCGGUGAAGAGAGGGUUACCAAGUCGGUUGGAGCGAAAGCAGGCUCGCGAGUUGUUCCAUAUGAAGGUGGUGGUAACUUGGAAGAGAUUUCUGAAGUUGAAGCUGGUUCGGAGAGGUUUCAGUCAGGUCACAAAGAUGAGGGCUUAUCAGAGAUCAGGACGCAGCUGCUUCAGAUUGAAAAACAGCAGACUGGUUUACUAGACCUUCUCCAGAAAUUCAUGGGGAAAUCUGAGAAUGGCAUGAAUUCUUUGGAGACAAGGGUCCAUGGGCUAGAGAUGGCACUGGAUGAGAUAUCUCGUGACUUAGCCGUUUCUUCAGAAAGGAUGUCACACGGUGAACCUCGUGUGAACAGCUGCUGCAUUUUUAGCCCAAAAUUCUGGAGAAGGCGCCAUGCUGGUAGAAACUCUUCCAGGUUUUCUCCCUCCAGUGUUCCAAACAGCUCGGAAGGAAGCAGGAGUUCUUAUAAGUGGGAAAGGCAGAAAUUUGGAGUUCAGGGUGGAUUUGUUACGAACCCAUUAGCUGAGCCAAACAUUUCAUCUGUUGGGAGAACCGUGGUUACUCAAGAAGGCAGGAGAAAGGAUUUGGCUUCACAGAAGUCAAGGAUUGGUCAGGCAUGAUGAGGACAUUUUGUUUCGAUGUGUGAGCUGCUCUAGUUAGAGCAUAUAAGCACUGAGGCAGGUAAAGUUUCUUCCGCUGCGGCUUUUGGAGGCUUUUCUCCUUUAUCGGAGGUCGGAGCAUGCGGUGUACAUGAAUCAUGGAGAUCUGAGUCGUUGCAUGCACUGUCAAAAUCCCUGAGCUGUGCAUCAAGUCUAAAGUAGAACUACACUUCUCGAGCUGCAUCUUUGCUUGAGGUUCCGAUUGACACUACCUCACUUGUGGUUACAGUGGCCACGUCAAUGUUCAUCGAAACCUGCCUUUGGAGUUAGGGCAUGAGAACGACCGUUAUCCUUUGUCCCUUGUACUCCAGAAUACUUGCUUACUUCAGAGAGCGGCUACGUUUGUAUAAGAAAGCAAGCAUGAUGUAUCGCCGUAAGGAACUUAUGGAUGUAUAUAUAGUUUGGAUAAUAAAACAGCUUGGCUGCGACCGUGUUUUUA